Messenger RNA from Salvia splendens (bonfire salvia), 1712 nucleotides. Its product is annotated as SNAP25 homologous protein SNAP33. NCBI's taxonomy places the organism in Eukaryota, Viridiplantae, Streptophyta, Magnoliopsida, Lamiales, Lamiaceae. The record is from RefSeq and is a predicted model, not a curated record. Gene Ontology annotation, cellular component: plasma membrane; SNARE complex. Bases 516 to 1496 code for a protein of 326 amino acids. Gene Ontology annotation, molecular function: SNAP receptor activity. The transcript is spliced from 5 exons.
UGCACUAUUUUUUUAAUUGAACUUCAGGUUUCUCACAUUUUACAAAAUAUAAAUAGAUUCUGAGCCAGUUAUAAUUACUCCACUAUUUUGGAAUUUAGAUGGAUGUGUGUGUGUGUUUCCGAAGGAGAUGAUGUGACAUUUCUGUUUUUCAAGUUUUGCGUCUUGUUUGUUGAACUAACAUGGAUUCAUUCUUUGUGUGUUUUGGCUAGUCAAAGUCUUGGACUUUUCUUAGACUUUUAGGAGAAGAAAAGACUUGUUGUUCUAGAAAAUAUUUUGUUGACUUCCAAAUUUUCUUGGAAAAUAUUUUAAGAACUUACUGAUCACCUUUUCUUCAAUGGAUUGCCUUUGAUGAAGAGCCAUGCUUUUGCUGCUUAACAAUUUUGAGGCAUUUGCGUUUUAAUGUUGCCGUAUAAUAUUGGUUCAAUUGUCGAUGGAAUAAAGUGAAGGUCCUUAAUAAACUCCAAUCGUUUUUUUCGCUGAUCAAAGUUUAGCCUAAUUAGGAUAAAAAUAUCAAAAUGUUCGGUCACAAGAAGUUUCCCUUGCAUAGGCUUUCAAGGCACAAGUCAGCUGACCCCUCUGACUUCCCUAAUCAUAAAACGAAUCCAUUUGAAUCCACCGAUGAGUUGAAAUCGGUUAAAGGUUCUACAAGAACAUCAUCAGAACCUGCUCUGGUUACACCAAACUUCAAUUCAAACCCCUUUGAUGAUGAUGGUGAUGAUGUUAGAGGAACCUCAUCAUCUCAGAGUUUCUUCAAUUCCUCAAGGAACAAAUACAAGAAUGAUUUCCGCGACUCUGGAGGAUUAGAGAGCCAGACUGUAGAGGAACUUGAUAAUUAUGCCGUAUAUAAGGCUGAAGAUACGACCAAAUCUGUCAACAAUUGCCUUAAGAUUGCAGAGGACAUGCGAGGAGAAGCCACCAAUACUUUGGUUAUGCUGCAUCAACAGGGAGAGCAAAUCACCAGAACUCACACGACUGCAGCCGACAUAGAGCAUGACCUUAGUAGGGGGGAGAAGCUUUUGGGGAGUCUUGGGGGCAUGUUCUCUAAGACAUGGAAGCCGAAGAAGAAUCAUGCAAUAAAAGGCCCUGUGAUCACUAGAGGUGAUCCGGUACAUAGAAAGGGCAAUCACUUGGAGCAGAGGGAAAGGCUUGGCUUGUCUUCGGCCUCAAAGGAAAGAUCAUCAAAUACACGUAAACCACUAGUCGAACCCACAGAUGCCUUCCAGAAAGUUGAGGUUGAAAAGGGGAAACAAGACGAUGCCCUCGUAGAUCUAAGUAACAUCUUGGGGGAACUAAAGAAUAUAGCUAUUGACAUGGGAUCAGAGAUUGACGGGUCAGUGCUCCCUUCUAUUCUAAUGGACACCUCAUUCUUUCCCAUAUUUGUCUCAACACGGCGAAGAUGCUUUUUAUCCACUGAUCGAUUACUUUUGUUGUUGUUUUACCCUAAUACAGGCAGAACAAAGCUUUGCAUCAUGUCGAAGAUGAUGUGGAUGAGCUAGUUUUCCGAGUGAAAGGUGCUAAUCAGCGCACUCGUCGUUUGCUUGGGAAGUAGGGAUGCCAUUGCUUGCUGCUUCUGCACUGAUAUUAAAAUUUUGGACAUUUUCCUUGCAGCUUUGUAUUACGUAUAUAGCUUUUGUGUACAACAAAAUAGAAAAUUAUUCUACACCUUGAGUUAGAUCAUUCUAGAUCAAUGCAAAUACACCUCUUUUCUGUAA